AUGAAGAAGCUUGUACCGUUUAAAUUGUUUGGCUGUAAUAACCGGCUCACCUCGUUUCGUCGAGUGUCUUGCUCGUUGAAUGCAGGACGUCUCGUUGCCUGCUCCCAUGCAAGUUCUUUCACUCGGCAAAACCCAUGUGUCCUUCAUAUGGGCUCUUCCACAUUUCAUCACCAAGCUACAGUACCUCGCUUGUCUGCGGUGCACCCACCGCAGUACCAAUGCAGCGAGUGUGGCAAGUCGUUCCGCCUUCUCAAUGCUCUUAAUCACCACAUUCUAACAAAGCAUGCCGGCCAGGCGAAAGCAUUGGUCAAUCGAGACGGCAAAGUCGAAGAAGUCGCAGUCACUCCACCUGCUACACAAGGGUCUCCUUCAUCAACGACAGUGGGCACAGUGCCACAGCCAUCGCAUCUCACCAUGCCUAUGACUGGAAGUGGGGACGCGCCAGGUGGUUUCCCCGGCUUUUUUGCUGCCCCACUGGGUGGUUCCACAUUUCAACAACCGGCGGUAACAGCAUCAGCUGUUCCAUCAUCUUCACAGCUGAAUGAGGUCAAGGCGGCUCAUAAAACGGAACCGAGUGCACUAAGUGACACCUCAGAUGACGAUGCUGAUAAGCGUCGGUUUGUGUGUACUAUCUGCCAGAAGACCUUCCGUCUUGAAGCCGCACUCCAGCACCACUACCAGGCAAAGCAUAAUAUGGAGAUGCCUUUGUCCACUUCUGGGACCGCUUCCAGCUCUAGUGCCUCUGGGGAAUCGAAUGCGCACCCAGUGCCAGAUGCAGCUUCUGUCACCAGCGCUGUGGAGGAUGCAGAGAAGGCUUCCGGCAAUUUUCAGCAGUACGUGAGGCAGCAGGACGGGGCUCUCCCGCAGGCUCCGCAGUACCACCUUGAUGUGGCACCGGACGCUCCGGAGGAAGGCGAUGUCGCGGUUCACUGGCGCUGUGUUAACCACUGCGUGCUGAUGGGGACGGUGCAAGAGAUCCAAGAGGGGUACGUUUUUGAGGAUCACGUGCUGCAGUUCACAUUAGUGACUGACUUUGCGGGCCCCGCGCUCGGGGACCCAGACAAGGAUUUUCACACCGUUCGCGUCUACGGCAAUGCGUUCUGGAAGCCUUUUAGGGAGCAGCUUGAAGAGGGAGAUCAUUGCAUGGUGACGGGCCGGUUGCGCAUGGUCCCACAGUUCGAUGCCAGUAUGAAGAAAUACUACCAUUAUCCCAUACUUCAGGUUGAGCAAGGAACAGGUUGCAUGAUGAAGUUGUGA
Messenger RNA from Phytomonas sp. EM1, 1257 nucleotides. The record is from the annotation of a GenBank genome assembly. Lineage: Eukaryota; Euglenozoa; Kinetoplastea; Trypanosomatida; Trypanosomatidae.